AUGCUACUUGCUGGUAUCAGUACUUCCAUGUAUUUUAUGAAAGCUGAUCAAUUUGCGUUAAUGAUUUUACGUUUUGCAAAUUUGGCAACCAUUUUGAAUUUAUUAAUAGUAACACUUAAUGAAUAUGUUUACAUCGUUUAUCCAUUUCACUAUCGACGACUUGUCACUCAUACAAGAGUUACCUUGUUAAUUGCAACUACAUGGAUAAUAGCAUGGGGAUUUACACUGUCUAUUUUAUUCUUUGGUUCACGAAAGCAAUCUAUUUAUAUCAAACCGGAUUGUUUAAUGAAGCGAAAAUAUUUUGAUCAUAACGUAAAUAGUGAUGCAACAGGAACUACCAUAUCAAUACCAACAAUAACAACAGUAACAACAACAACAACAACAACAACAACAACAACAACAACAACGACAACAACAACAACAACAACAACAACAACAACAGCAUCAACAGAUGAUAUUUUUUAUUCAUUACGUUUACCAUCGUGUGAAUUUAAUCGAGCAAAGAAGCAAAUAUUGAAAAGGAACAAAUAUGUUAUUGUUAUUGGCAGUGUACUGGCUAUCUAUACUGUUUAUUUUAUUUCUUAUUCAGCUAUAAAAUUUUUAUUUGUUACUAGGCUAAAAAGUUCACGUUUGGGUAUUUCACGCACGGCCAUGUAUUACGUACGAUGGGGUUUUCAAACGUUAAUGUGUUUGAAUGCGCUUCUGCAACCACUUUGCUAUUUUAGGAUACAUGAAUUUCGAAAUGCUUACAAAGGCAUUAUAUUUUGUCGUAAGCAAAGGGAAACAUUGAAUGCUGAAACAAUCUAUUUAUCCAUUACGGAAAGUCGACGACGAACAGUUUUUGGUAGCACUAAAAGAAAUGAUGGAAAUGAAAGAGUAAAAGCAAUUUAG
Molecule: messenger RNA, 891 nt
Organism: Loa loa (African eye worm)
Lineage: Eukaryota; Metazoa; Nematoda; Chromadorea; Rhabditida; Onchocercidae
Exons: 6
Coding region: 1-891 (296 amino acids)
Biological process (GO): G protein-coupled receptor signaling pathway
Cellular component (GO): membrane
Molecular function (GO): G protein-coupled receptor activity
Source: RefSeq, a predicted model, not a curated record